UUUAUAAAUCUUGCCCGCAUGGCAGUAAAAAGAUAAACUAAUUAGGUAUAUCGAGUUUAGUAGAUGGAAUCAAGUCUUAUUUUUGGCAUCUUGCAAGUGUUUGGAAAGCUGUGCCAUGCAGCCUGUACGGCUGUUUUCAAGCAUUAGAUCAUCAUAAGUAGAUCUUCCUGUGACUUCGAGUGUUAUUCAAGAACAAGUGAAGUGUUACCAAAAUGUCUAGUACGAUAGACGAAAAUUGAAAGUUAGUUUAACAUAACAGAAUAAUGUGCCUAUCGUCUAUCAUGAUGAUAAAAGCGUUAUUCUAGGACUAUUACGAGCUAAAAGGCUCUAAAACUCACUACUUAUCUAUCAAUGCUAAACUACAGGCUAGUUUCAACGCACUUCUUGAAGCAGCCGUAGUUUGUUGGACAAUAAACUCUUCAUAGACUGCUCGAGUUGUAACACUAUGUGCCGGGACCGCGAUAUGUUGAGGCAGAGCUGUGAGAUCAUCAAAUAGAGACUCUGUGCUGUUUUACAAUUAAUAAUCUGUAUUUUAGUGAAUAGUUUACCGCCAAAACGGCGCUCGUUUCCGUGCUACCGUUUCGUUUUGUUUCUUUCAUUUUGUUUUACAUAAAAGGAUAAACAAUAGCCCGGUAGUUUAGUGAUUGGUUGUGGAUUAUCACCCGGGGUCUCGCCCAGGUUUGGGCCCCAGAGGAACCCUGGCAAGUCGAAGUCGGGACAACAUUUCCAGAAUUCUCAACUCCAUAGUAGGCGCUGCGAGAUACUGCAUCAAACACAUUUCGGCCGAUUACUUUUGGAAAUUGGGGAUUUAUUUUCGAGGGUAGUCUUUAAAAAGAAGCAAAGAUGGUACUAUUGGAAAUUGAUCAGGGUUACGGCACACCAUCCGAUUGCUCGAGCGACCGUCGCAUUGUAAUUACCACAAACGGGUGGCGUGCGCAGUGCUGCGAGCAGGAUCGGGAACGGGGGAGUGAGAGAGAAGAUAUGGCAGCCCCUGAGGGUGAGCGCGAGGCCCGUAAACGGCGGGAACGUCGCGACUCGGGCUGUGCGCACGAGCGCAAAGAGAGGAGACCGCACAGCGAAGAACGGCUCCCACCUCCUCCGCCGCCACCACCGUUACAUGAUCACAAUCGUCUUGAGUCCGAACGUCGUGCAGAAAGGCUGUCUCGCGCACGUAGACCACAGUUCGGAAAGCGACGCCGCGCGCCUGCCCGCCUCCCGCGACAGCCCCGGGAAAUUGACCAUGUGUCCGCAGAGGACUCCCGCUGCGGCACACCCCCACACUUUGAAUACGUUGUUCAACAGAAACCAGAAGUAUGUGAAGAAACCGAACGAUCCCAUAGCUCUCGACGCGAAGAAGCGGAACACGCGCGUCGAGACGAGCGAAGCGUGCCGCCGCGGCGCACGCAGCCCAGUCCCGAUAGACGACUUGAGAAAAUUAACAAGAAGAUCGCCGUUCUCAAGAAGUCAAUUACCAAAUACGAGAACGACUUCGAAACCCAAAACGGGCGUGCUAUAUCUCCCGGCGAUCGAAUGACUGACGUCCAACUGACGCGCAUGCAUGAGACCCUGCGGCGCUUGCAAACAGAAAAGCGCUGCAUCAAAGCGGACCCCGUGGAAUACGCUCUGAAAGUUAAAGCCGCUAAAUUGCAGAAGGAAAGAGAUGAAAAGCUGGAUGCAGCGCUGAAAAGCGACAAAUCGAUGGUAGAUGUGGUUCGGGAUAUUGAAGAGUGGAUAGACGGGUGUCGUCAAGCAGCUGGUCGAAUUAUAGCUUCCGAAACGACUUGGACCUCAGCGCAACUAGCUGCAGAGAAGGCCUGUGUGCAACGCGCUUUACUCCGCCUUGAGGCGGCUAGAGGCAGACCAGCCGCUAAUACCGCAGAGCGAGGUGCCGCUAGACACCUCUAUGAGAGAUAUAGAGCUGUGAAACGCGCUCUACAAUCCAGAUCUGAUAUAAUGGGAACUAACGGUGAACUAGCAACGAUUCAUGAACACGAAGCGAUGCUGUUCACAAGCGUUGAUAGCUCCAGUGACUCGCAGGAGAAACCAUCGGACACUUCUCAGGAAACAGCAGAAGAAAGCCCGUUACAAUCACCUCCAAUACGCGAAGUGGUGGAAGAAAUGCCUUCAUCCACAUCUUCAGCUAAGUCUGCUACAAGUGAGGAGACACCUUCCAACGAAGGAUUGCAUUUCCUGGGCUUGGAUGAUCUGGCCAGAGCCCUAAGUGAAGCCAAGAUGCAGAAAUGUGUUCUUCGCCGAACAAUAAAGGAGUACGAGUUAAACUUCGAAAUACAGAAUAGCAGGAAGGUCCAAAGUGACGACAAGAAGGGCAGAGAAGAAGAAUACCAAAGAUACAAAGCUAUUAAGGCCAGGAUCAAAUUGUUGAACGCGCUCAUUAACAAACAAAAAGGCUUAUUAAAAAAUAACAGAGGUUGAAUUAUUGAGCGUUGUAUUGAAGGUGACACUUACAAUGUUGUAGUAAAAAUCAAUUUUAAAAUAAUCUUUUAUGAAUGUACUCUCUUAUUAUGACUGUAGAGUUUAAAUUUCACUGUUUAGACAAGAGGGUUACGACUUUAAGUACAAAGGCAUAUGGCCUAAGGUUUGUAUUGCAAAGAUUUAAUUGUAUUUAUUUAAGAAUUUAAUAUUUUCUAAACUUUAAUGACACCUUUAAUGUACAAGUGUUACGGAUUUACUAACGAGCCCACAUUAAAUUCUAUAUAUCGAAAUACAUAGAAUGUAUAAUACAUAGAAAUGUAUUAAGACAUUGAGUGUAUUAUUUUGACUUUGUAAAUUUUGAAAACAUCAUGGCAGUUUAUACAUACAAAAUAACACGUAGUUUUUGAUGAAACAAAGAGAUUAUUAAAGUAGAUAGUGUAUAUAUGAUCUCUGAAAACAGGAACUUUCUUAGAAAAAAUCAAAAUAGGUAUUAUGUUAAAAAUAAUUGUAACAUAAAUUUAGUCUCAUUUUACUUUACGUACACACAUGUAGCUUUAAAUUAAUAAUGUGCAUGAUUUCAGUUUUGUAUUGAACAGUGCCAAUUUUUGACAGCUUAUGUCGUAAGUACCAUCACACACGGAUGCAUUUUCGGUUUACGGUUUGAAUUAAUAAUUUCCUGUUAUUGGACAUUACUCAUCUAACUCUAAUUAAUUAAUAACAUUCGAAUUCAUUAUUUUUAUGAUUUUUUUCUUAUCGUUAAUUUUUGUCGUGUUUACAACUAAUAAUCUUAUACCUAACUUUAAGAAAAUAAUCAUUUGUUGUGACAAGUUAUUUAGUGCAAUUUUGUAAAAACAUAGAGAAUUACCAUUAUUUCACUAGAUUUUAAAUACGACUGAAAACUAAAUAACUAAAAUUCUAUGGAGAUCUCUUGUUAAAAUUAUAAUGGUACAAACGGAAAAAUUAUAUUGUCACAAGUUUCUUUUUAUAAGUGGUUAAUUGUUGGCGCGUUUUUGAAAGUGUUUUAUAAUCUAUUGCUAUGCACUUAGGCUAUACAUACCUAGUUAUAUUAAUAUUAUAGAGGCGCGCGAGUAUAACCUGAUUGUACGAUAAAAAAUAUUGUGAAUGUAUGAGUGAUGUCCGUUUCUAGUAGAAAUGAAUAUAUGCUUAAAACAUAAAAUCAUCUAAUAAAUAAUGUGUGUGAAAUCAUCUACUAAAUAAAUGUUUUGUGAAAAUUGAGGUUGUCAUUGGAUACAUUUUUAGCCUAUGGUUGACAAACCUAAUCUGUGUUUGCCUUUUUCGCUCUUUAUAUGUUCUGCAUUGAAAGGACAACACAGAUAUUUCUUUGUACUUUUGAUUGUAGUGAUCAUAUCACAUCAUAUACUCUUGUUUUUCGACACACGGAUCGGAUAGACGUCGUCACCAAUUCGCUUAUUAUAAUUAACAAUUUAAUAUUAAAAAUUGUGAUUAUUCUUUGAAAGUAUUUUCUUUAAAAUAAAUAGCCGUCUAAAAGGCUAAUUUAAAUUUUAACAUAGUAGGUACAUUGUUAAUUGUAUAAUGACUGUAAUAUAAAAUUACACAGUGAAGUUUCUAUAGAAAUUGUUCAGAAAAAGGUCGAUUCGCAGCAUAUUACAUAUAAA
This is a messenger RNA of Colias croceus (clouded yellow), 4070 nucleotides long. Its product is annotated as protein FAM13A-like. The record is from RefSeq and is a predicted model, not a curated record. The transcript is spliced from 12 exons. Bases 844 to 2433 code for a protein of 529 amino acids. Lineage: Eukaryota; Metazoa; Arthropoda; Insecta; Lepidoptera; Pieridae.